Pollicipes pollicipes is the source of this 4962-nucleotide messenger RNA. RefSeq names its product myosin-9. NCBI's taxonomy places the organism in Eukaryota, Metazoa, Arthropoda, Thecostraca, Pollicipedomorpha, Pollicipedidae. The coding region runs from base 136 to 4962 and encodes 1608 amino acids. The record is from RefSeq and is a predicted model, not a curated record. The transcript has 23 exons.
CAGACGCUGAAGACCGAGGCGUCGCAGCGUGAGGCCCGACUUCGCCUGCAAGUGGAGGAGUUAGAAGCGGCGGUCAAGGCGCUGCUUCAGUCGCAGUCGCGGGAGCGCCGCCUGCUGGAGAGGAAGAUCAAGAAGAUGGAGUGUGAACAGAAGCCGUCGCGACUUCGUGCCAAGAGGACUGCAGCGCGCCUGCACCACCUCCAGGAAAGGAGCGUCAAAGUGGAACAGAAACCGCACAUUCCGGGAGAAAACAAGCCUCAGUUGCAGAAGCCGCCAGCUCGAGCCAGUGCCGCUCUGAAGCGUCGCAAGGCUGCGCCUCCCUUGUCGGACUCGGCCGAGGUGACGCAGCUGAAACGCAAGGUGGACGAGCUGCAGAAAUGCAUCGCGCAGCUGCGGGAGACGACACAGGUCGGCACGGCGCGGCCAGGACACCCGGCAGCCACCAGACCACACCGGCUGCUGCAGGGCAAGAUGAGUGGCCUGCCGACAUUGAGGGAGGGCGAGCGCUACGACUCGCUGGAGGACCCCGUCACCGCCGUCACCGAGCAUGGCUCGGACGUCUCUGACAUCAAGCCGUCGGACCUGGCCGAGCUGAGCCGGCAGGAGCUGCAGCGGCUGUGCUGCCAGCUGCAGAGGGCGCACCAGCAGCUGCGCCAGGCGCACGACCUGCUGGUGGCGCAGGCCCGGGAGUCGAGCCGUACCGGCCGCACCAGGUCACGCGUCGAGAACGAGCUGCUCGCAUCGCAGGAGCAGCCUGAGCUCGAGGCACGAGAUGGUGACGGACAGGCAGACGGCGACGCCCGUCAGUGGGCCAGUCACUCAGCCUUGGACUCGCUGGUGCGUGACCUGGAGGCGGCGCUGGCCAGCAAGGGCGUCGACCCGUCGUCGCUGCAGGAGAAGAGCCUCCUGACGGCGCAGAACCUGUGCCUGACCCAGCAGCUGCGCCGGAGCCGGGCGCGCGAGCUCAGGGCUGAGAACGAACUGCAGGAGCUGCGCGACGCCAACGAGCUCAUGGAGUUUCGAAUCCUGGAGCUGGAGGGCUGCCAAGAGAAGCCCAGCGAUCCGGUGGCGACGGCCGCGGCGCCCGCGCUGUCCCGGUUAGAGACGGCGCCAUCAGCAGACACCGACGCCGACGACAGCCAGACGCUGGAGGCGGCCGGCGAGGACCGACGACGUGGCCCGACGCCGGCCGCCAUUGAGCCGCCACAGCGGCAGCAGCCGGACAGUCUCGGCGAGGAGCGGCACCAGUGGCAGCAGAAGAUCGCCGAGCUUCAGUGCACCGUGCUGCGGCUGGAGGCGGCCUUGGAGGAGGCCAACGCUCAGCAGGCGGUGCCACCCACGCUCGAGCCCGAGGCCCACGCGUCACCGGCGCCGGCGGCGCUCACCAGCGGCCAUCAGCGGCAGCCGUCCGGCAACUCCGAGUCUGAGCUUUCCGACUACCACAGCGACUCCAACGACGGCCGGCCGGCUCGGCGCUCUCUGCUGCCGGGCGUGUGUACCUGCGGCCGGCCGGCGCCCGCCCAGCGGCCGCUCGCCUCGCCCGAACAGCAGCCGCUCCAGGAGAGCGGCAUCUUCGACGUCGACUGCGACGAGAAGGCGGUGCAGACGGAGGUGCAGGAGAGCGAUGUGUCGAUGCGCGAGCUAAUCGACCUGAGCAGCGAGAUAGCGCGCCUCACCAGCGUUCAGGAGCAGCUGGAGAAGUCGCCACUGCCGAUCGCCUCCCGGAUCCGGCACCACGACACAGAGCGGGCCGAGGAGGUGGCCGAGACAGUGACGCCGACCGAGCGGCUGGAGCAGGCGCCGGCCGCGCGCACGGCGCUGAUCUGCGCUGAGGCUCAGACGGACUACUCCCACGACCAGCUGCUCUGCGAUUACAAGGACAUGUGCGAUAGGUACGAGAAGGUGAAGAAGACCAAGGAGGCGGUGGAGGACGAGAAGAAUGAACUGGAGGAGGCAGAGAACGAUGCCAGACUUAUGGUGCAGAGGCUAGAAAUGAAGAUAUUCGCAUCCACCGAGGUGGAGAAGAUGCUAAGCCUUGACCUGGCGGAGGAGCAGGAGCGGUGUCGCCAGCUGCAGCGCCAGCUGAACAGUGUCAAGCUGAAGCAUCAGGCCGACCUGAAGGCGCGUCAGGCGGACCUUGGCCGGCAGCGGGCGGCGCACACCACCGAGCGCAUCCAGCAGCUGGAAACGCAGGUGCAGGAGCUGACGGCACGUCUGCAGGAGGCGAAACAGCGGCCGGAGAGCGGCGCCAGCGUGCAGCCGGCCGAGACGGCGGCGGCGGCGGCGCCCGCCGGAGCCUGGGAGCUGUGGCGAGCCGGCGAGGCGUCCAGCUCUGACACGCUGUCGUCGGCAGAGCCGUGCGGCGCCAGCAGCGCCUCGUCCCUGCCGCUGACCAGUCCGGUCGCCGCCGCCAACACCGACUCACUCACCAAACACCUGGACCAGGCGUGGAGCUUCAACGACAGCGGCGUGGGCGAGGACCUGUCGCGCCUGUCGGCCGUUAGCGGCGACACGGCGCGGGUGGCGCCACCUGCCUCCAGGCCGGCCAAGAGGCCGCGCACGGAGGCUGCCGCCGAGGACGCCGAUGCAGCCAGCGUGGCCACCGACACGACGGUGUGCGCUGAGUGUACCAAGCGACUGGCGCAGGCGGGGGCCUCCGCAGCGGCAAACAACUCGCUCGAUUCCAACGUGUCGGAAAGGGAGAGUUACUACUCCGAAUGUAUCCAAGAGCUGGAGACGCAGAAGUCAGAGCUCAGGAAGCGAUGGGAUGACGAAAAGUCCAGCAUGCUAAAGGAGGUCGAAGAUUCGUGUCAGAAAAGCUGUGAACUGAAGCAGAAGCUUGAUGAAAUCCAGCGAGAAGGUGAGGCUGCUAAGGAGACGCUCACCAAGAAGGUGGCCCAGCUGAAGCUGGAACUGAAGCAGCAGGCCAAAAACUCGGAGAUCGAUCGUGAAGAGCUGAUAAAGUCCAACGCCAUGAAGUCCCAGUCUCUCCAGGAGCAGCAGGUACUGCUGAAGCGUCGCAUGCGCGCCGCCGAGGACGUGCUGAACGCACUGAAGGUGGAGUUCGACCUGUGUCAGCUGGACUCGGGCCGCGACUCGCCCGACCCCGGCUACGCGCUCGUUUUGGAGCGGGUGCGGACACUGCACCAGAGCCAGAAACACCUGGCCAACCAGGUGCACGAGCUGGAGAAAAAGGAAGGUGCUUAUCGGGAAACGCUCCAGGAGGCUGAUAAGAUCAUGCAUACCGUGGAGGUCCGGUAUCAGAAGAAGAUCGAGGAGCUGGAAGAUCAGCUGAGAGAAGACAAGAACAAAAUCACGCUGAUGGAGGAGACCGAGUCAAAACUGAAACAGGCUCUGAAGAGCAUGACCAAUGGCAAGCAUGACAAGGAUAGAGUUACCGAUCUGCUGGAUAAACUAAUCGAAACCGAAAACGAGGAUCUCAAACUGAAGGAGAAGGUGUACCGGCUGGAGCGGCGCGAGCGCGAGCUGAGCAUCCGGCUGCGCGAGGAGGAGCGCACCGCCGAGGGCCUGCGCCACGAGCUGCGCGACCAGGAGGAGCUACUGCGCGAGCUGGACGGGGCCCGCCGAGAGCUGGGUGCCGCCACAGAGCAGCUGGCGGUGCUGGCGGCGCUGCGACAGCGCUCGGCCGAGCUGCAGCAGAGCGAGGAGUUUUUGCGCGGCCGGAUAGAGGAGCUGGAGCAGGCGGAGCUGGCGCUGCAGGAGACUCUGCGCAGUGUCAAGACGGCCCAGGCACACAAGGAGCGCCGCUCAGCCGAGCAGGUGAGCGCGCUGCAGCAGGACCUGGAGACGCUGCAGGCCACCGUGCAGGAGCUGCAGCAGCAGGCGACCGAGGACGGCGAGGAGCGCAGUCGACUGCGGCGCCAGCUGCAGGACGUGCACCGCGAUCUCGAGACCACUAACGGCACGGCCACCGAGACCGAGGCCCAGCUCCGCAACGAGGUUUGUAAGCUCAGAAAUCAGCUGUCUCUGGUGAACAGUCAGCUAAACGACAACGACUCGUACUCCUGUCAGCUCCGCGAUCAGCUGGAGAAGGCCCAGAGUGAGAACAGCGAGCUGCGCUCGGCGCUGGACGGCCAGAAGAGUCGGACCGAACAGGACAUCAUACAGCUGAACCUGGAGAUCAGCCGCCGCGAGGAGGAGAUCGGCGCGCUCUCCGAACAGCUGGCCGAGCUGGACAAGGGCCAGCUGGCUGGCGAGCUGGACCUGCUGGCCGAUCAGGAGGGAGCGCUGGUCAAGCUGCUCUCGCUGGCCAAACAGAGCAACGACAAAAUACAGUCUUGCGACACGUGCGCCGGCGAGGUGGACGGGGCUCUGCGCGCCGUCAUCCAGCAGCUGGAGCAGCUCACCCUUCUGCUGAGCGGCAGCCACUCGGAGCAGUCGCUGCAGUCGCAGCUGCGCGACGCAGAGAGCCUGGCGGCAGCGGCGCAGCCCGAGCCGCCGCCGACCGCCGUCAGUGUGGCUGUGCAGGCGGACGGCGCAGCGACCGACGCCGCCCAGCUGGCCGGUCGCAUGUCGGCGGCGGCGCUGGUGCGGGGCCUGCGCGAGCACACGGCCGCCGACGCCGACCGCCAGGACUUCGACCGCGAGAUGGUGUGCCAGAUCCUGCAGCAGAUCGUCACGGUGAUGCGCGAGCGGGUGCUGCGGAGCAGGUCGAGCCAGAACGCGUCGCCCGACCAGACGGCGUCCGGCUCGCGCAUCCCGCGGCUCGUGCCCAGAAGUCGCGAGAACACGCCGCCCUGCUCCCCACACAAGAUUAUCCGGGCCGUGGGUGGCGACAGUCUUCUGCUCUACUGGAGUCCCUCGGACGAUCCCCGCAUCUCCGGAUACGAGGUAGCGGUCGCCACGCUGCUGCCGUACCGGUCGGACCCGGCCGCCGUUGCGAUAUUCGUCAACAACCGGCUGCAGCAGCUGAUCCGGAACCCGCAGCGCACGAAGCCGUGA